GCCGCCGCUGCCGGUAACGCGCAGCUGGUCUUGAACGUCCCCCCGGUCCUCAUUGUGCAGCCGAGGAAGUGUCGGAAGGUUCCGCCGACGUCGGUAUGAAAUGGCAGAAACUGCCCGUGUCACGGAAGCUCAACGAUUAGACUACGCUAAAAACACACAUGGAUUUUGUGGAGACCCCGGCCUGUUAGUUUAAGGGCCACAGGAGUGUGCCCGAAGAAGGAAUUCAGAGUUGUUGGCUUCUCCGACGGCCAGUGGACGGCGUCUGCGGGCGGAAAGUGUUGUAAUUAUCCGGACAGGGGUGUUGAGCCUAAACCCCCCACUUGGAUGCGCAUUCCCACAUUGUCCAAGGUUAAACCAUGAACCGGAAUAAGCGUGAGAAAGAGUACUACAGUAUAGAUGUGGGAGACUCAACUUUUAUGGUUUUAAAGCGUUACCAGAACCUCAGACCCAUCGGAUCCGGAGCACAGGGAAUUGUCUGUUCAGCUUACGACCACAACUUGGAAAGGAACGUCGCCAUCAAGAAGCUGAGCCGACCCUUUCAGAAUCAAACUCAUGCGAAACGAGCCUACAGAGAACUGGUGCUGAUGAAAUGUGUCAACCACAAGAAUAUAAUCGGCCUAUUACAUGUAUUCACACCUCAGAAGACACUGGAGGAGUUCCAAGAUGUAUAUCUAGUGAUGGAGUUGAUGGAUGCCAACCUCUGCCAGGUGAUUCAGAUGGAACUGGACCACGAGAGGCUGUCCUACUUACUUUACCAGAUGCUGUGUGGAAUCAAACACUUGCAUGCAGCUGGAAUCAUACAUAGGGAUCUAAAGCCAAGUAACAUAGUGGUCAAAUCUGACUGCACACUAAAGAUCCUGGACUUUGGCCUAGCCAGGACAGCUGCCACCGGCCUCCUGAUGACGCCCUACGUGGUCACCCGCUACUAUCGUGCCCCUGAAGUCAUCCUGGGCAUGGGCUACCAGGCUAACGUGGAUAUAUGGGCUGUGGGAUGCAUUAUGGCAGAAAUGGUACGCCACAAAAUCCUUUUUCCGGGAAGGGAUUAUAUUGAUCAAUGGAAUAAGGUCAUUGAACAGUUGGGGACGCCGUCUCAGGAAUUCUUGAUGAAACUCAACCAGUCGGUGAGGACCUACGUGGAGAAUCGACCACGCUACGUAGGCUACAGCUUUGAGAAGCUCUUCCCGGAUGUUCUGUUUCCCGCAGAUUCCGAACACAACAAACUGAAAGCAAGUCAAGCAAGAGACCUGCUGUCAAAGAUGCUGGUUAUAGACGCAUCCAAGCGGAUUUCGGUAGACGAAGCUCUCCAGCAUCCUUACAUCAACGUCUGGUAUGAUCCUACUGAAGUGGAGGCGGUAAGGAUGGAAGGAGUCUCUCUGCAUCAUUCAGAUGAAAAAAAUGUGUUUUCAAUAUUAAUUUCACAUAUUUUUGUUUCUUCACAGCCGCCACCUGCUAUUACAGACAAGCAACUGGAUGAGCGAGAGCACACGGUGGACGAGUGGAAAGAGUUGAUCUACAAAGAAGUGUUGGACUGGGAGGAAAGGACAAAGAAUGGUGUCGUUAAAGGACAGCCAGCAUCCAUUGCACAGGUGCAGCAGUGAUCAGCGAUGCCCUGCAGCAGCACCACCAGCACCCCACCCCCGCACGCUCCUCUCCCUGUGUUGCCUCCACGGACCCAGAAACGGGCGAUGGGGCGCCGGGCCCCUGCAGAUAAUACCCAUGCAGGCCCCACCCCUUCCCGGACCUCACCUCCAUUCUGUAAAAGACUUUUUGAAGCCACUUCAAUGAUUUGGUCUGAAAAGGUAAGAAGGCGAGUUUUAAAAUGCUGUCCUGUAAACGUCAUGUGACUUUCUACCUAUGUUGAAUCCUUUCAUUGACAUGUUUAUGAGGACCAGACGGACCUAAACAGGUGCAAGUGUUGCAUGUGUCGCUAGUGAGCGUUAAAAAGCUUUUAAGGACGUAAAGUGAGUUUUGGUUGUGGAUGAGAAAGUGAUUGAAGAACAUCAUCCUGGUAUUAGUAACUUAACACUGGCUUCAUGGCGCCCCCAAAAAACGGAACCUCAGCCUUUUGGUUUUGAAGCCUGCAGUUGAAAAGAAGCCGCAUGUCAACUAAACAGCAGCACAAAAAUAAGAUUAAAAUGAAAAUAAUAUGCAAUAAUGUCCUUUUGAGUUUUUGUAAUCUAAGAGAAGUGCCUGUUGUGCUGCAACACGUCUUUCAUGUUGCUUUUAAUGGACAGAUUUAAACAACCAACAACUGUGGCAUGGAGAACACUAGCUUUUUUUUUUUAAAACUCAAGUUUGACCCUUAAGGGACACUAUCAGUGUCAGACAAGGCAAGUUCAUCCAGGUCUUUCAUCAAAGUGACCCUCAAAUAACUCACUAAAUCUAAAUUUUUCUGCUGAAUACGACACUUGAUGAUCACAAAUGAAUGACGGAGAAAGCUGACAUGUUUGUGUAGUCGGAUAAAAAUCAAGUCAAGUCAAACAACACUGCAACAUAAAGUUUAUGGCAGUUUUUUGUAUUGGUCAUGAUGCUUUUUGUUUGUCUGCCUGCUGGGGUAAUUAAUUAUGUACUUAAAUAAAACAACGUGUAUUCUUUUCA
Messenger RNA from Entelurus aequoreus (snake pipefish), 2598 nucleotides. RefSeq names its product mitogen-activated protein kinase 8b (gene mapk8b). The coding region runs from base 357 to 1598 and encodes 413 amino acids. Gene Ontology annotation, biological process: protein phosphorylation; JNK cascade. The record is from RefSeq and is a predicted model, not a curated record. Gene Ontology annotation, molecular function: JUN kinase activity; ATP binding. Gene Ontology annotation, cellular component: cytoplasm; nucleus. NCBI's taxonomy places the organism in Eukaryota, Metazoa, Chordata, Actinopteri, Syngnathiformes, Syngnathidae. The transcript is spliced from 11 exons.